Suillus fuscotomentosus is the source of this 731-nucleotide messenger RNA. RefSeq names its product SFT2-domain-containing protein. The coding region runs from base 148 to 633 and encodes 161 amino acids. The record is from RefSeq and is a predicted model, not a curated record. Lineage: Eukaryota; Fungi; Basidiomycota; Agaricomycetes; Boletales; Suillaceae. The transcript is spliced from 7 exons. Gene Ontology annotation, cellular component: membrane. Gene Ontology annotation, biological process: vesicle-mediated transport.
GCAAUCUGAAUGAAAAUGAAGCCUCGUCUACAGGAGGACAUAUGUAUCUAAGUGACUUAAUACCAGUUCCCUAACCGUGGGAAAGCUGCGCGGGCCUCAAACACCUCUAAACCCUUGGCUUCAACCUCAACAUCACCCUAAUCCAAAAUGCCCUCCAAAGGAUGGUUCAACCUCGAAUCUGCGGGUGGCAUGAUCCCCGAGACUCAGUUUUUCGAGGGCGACUCUGCCUUCAAGUUCCUUGGCUUAACUCGUACACAAAGAUUAUACGGCUUUGUUGGCUGUCUCAUCAUAGGGUUCGCCCUUAGUUUACUAGGCAGCAUAUUGCUUUUCUUGGGUCAGCUCGGUAGUUUUGCAGUUUUGUACACCAUUGGUAUCAUGGUGUCCCUCGUGGGCACCGGUUUCGUCAUUGGAUUUGCCUCCCAAUUUAAGCUUAUGUUUAAACCGGUACGAAUUAUCGCCACAAUCGUAUUUCUCGGCUCAGUGGGCCUCGUCUUCGUCGGUGCCUUCGUACUUAGGAACGAGGUACUAUGCAUCAUUUUUGUCGUCAUCGAAUACCUUGCCUACACCUGGUAUAACCUAUCAUACAUUCCAUACGCCCGAUCAGCAGUGCUCAAACUCGUCGGAAUGAGUUAAUUAUAUGUAUGUUUACGAGACCAUCAUUAAUCAUGCCUCAUGGACUCCCACUGCUUUGCAAUGUUAUAUCAAUACACCUGUUGAGUUUGUUCCCUGCC